AUGUUGGUACAUAAAGGUAUGAUUUUGAAAAAUGAUGGAGACCACCCUACUACACCCANGCUUUAUCAGAACUUGGUGAAAAAUGUUUGGAUUCCACUGAAGCCCUACUACACCCAGGUUUACCAGGAGAUCUGGGUAGGAAUGGGUUUGAUGGGAUUCAUUGUUUACAAAAUCAGAAGUGCUGAUAAAAGAGCCAAAGCCUUGAAAGGUGCAGAUGCAGCUGCUCCUGCUCAUGGACAUCAUUAACUGGAUUUACUUUGGGAUCAUGUAUAAUAUGAAACAUCAGGCUAGCUAUGAGCAGGAAUUCACCAAUUUCCCUUGUUAACUUUUAGACAUUUGUUCAUAAUGAAAUAAAGUCAUAUGUGGAAGGCGA
Gracilinanus agilis (Agile Gracile Mouse Opossum) is the source of this 373-nucleotide messenger RNA. Its product is annotated as ATP synthase subunit ATP5MJ, mitochondrial-like. Bases 1 to 246 code for a protein of 81 amino acids. NCBI's taxonomy places the organism in Eukaryota, Metazoa, Chordata, Mammalia, Didelphimorphia, Didelphidae. Gene Ontology annotation, cellular component: mitochondrion. The record is from RefSeq and is a predicted model, not a curated record. The transcript has 2 exons.